Molecule: messenger RNA, 3361 nt
Organism: Physeter macrocephalus (sperm whale)
Lineage: Eukaryota; Metazoa; Chordata; Mammalia; Artiodactyla; Physeteridae
Gene: DHX35
Product: DEAH-box helicase 35
Exons: 22
Coding region: 49-2160 (703 amino acids)
Cellular component (GO): catalytic step 2 spliceosome; intracellular anatomical structure
Molecular function (GO): RNA binding; helicase activity
Source: RefSeq, a predicted model, not a curated record
UCGUGCGCAAAGGAGGGGUGGAGCCUUCCUCGGACCUUUCACCUCAGCAUGGCUGCGCCCUUAGGACCGGUGAAGUUCUGGAAACCUGGUACAGAGGGACCAGGUGUCAGCAUCUCUGAAGAGAGACAAAGUCUAGCUGAAAACUCUGCAACGACUUUUGUUUACAAUCCUUAUGCUGCCCUUUCUAUAGAGCAGCAGAGGCAGAAGCUGCCGGUGUUCAAGCUUAGGAAUCAUAUAUUGUACUUGAUAGAAAACUAUCAAACAGUGGUGAUUGUUGGAGAAACAGGAUGUGGGAAAAGCACGCAGAUUCCGCAAUACCUCGCAGAAGCUGGCUGGACAGCCGAAGGAAGAGUGGUGGGAGUGACCCAGCCCCGAAGAGUGGCUGCUGUUACAGUUGCAGGGAGAGUGGCUGAGGAAAGGGGUGCGAUGCUGGGCCACGAGGUGGGCUACUGCAUCCGCUUUGAUGACUGCACCAACCCACUGGCUACGAGAAUUAAGUUUCUGACCGAUGGAAUGCUGGUCAGGGAAAUGAUGGUUGAUCCAUUGUUAACAAAAUACAGUGUCAUCAUGCUGGAUGAAGCCCACGAGAGGACCCUGUACACCGACAUUGCCAUUGGCCUGCUGAAAAAGAUUCAGAAAAAGCGAGGGGAUCUUCGAUUGAUUGUGGCUUCAGCCACCUUGGAUGCAGAGAAAUUUUGGGAUUUCUUUAACCAAAAUGACACCAGUGACCCAACCAGGGAUACGUGCGUGAUCCUUACAGUGGAAGGGCGAACAUUUCCAGUGGAUAUCUUUUAUCUACAAAGUCCCGUUCCAGAUUAUAUCAAAUCAACUGUAGAAACUGUGAUGAAAAUUCACCAGACAGAGGGAGAUGGAGACAUAUUAGCAUUUCUCACUGGCCAGGAAGAGGUAGAAACUGUUGUGUCUAUGCUGAUUGAGCAGGCUCGAGCACUGGGUCGGACUGGGAUGAAGAGACACCUCCGGGUUCUCCCCAUGUAUGCGGGACUGCCUUCCUUUGAGCAAAUGAAAGUGUUUGAAAGGGUGUCACGCACUGUCAGAAAGGUGAUAGUGGCCACCAAUGUAGCAGAAACCUCCAUCACAAUCAGCGGGAUUGUGUAUGUGAUUGACUGUGGCUUUGUGAAACUCCGAGCCUACAACCCCAGGACAGCUAUUGAGUGCUUGGUGGUGGUCCCAGUGUCCCAGGCAUCAGCCAGCCAGCGAGCAGGACGUGGUGGCCGCAGCCGCUCAGGAAAAUGUUACCGCCUUUAUACAGAGGAAGCCUUUGACCAGCUGCCUCAAUCCACCGUUCCUGAGAUGCAGCGGAGCAAUCUGGCCCCUGUCAUCCUGCAGCUGAAAGCGCUGGGGAUCGACAACGUCCUCAGGUUCCACUUCAUGUCGCCCCCUCCAGCACAGUCGAUGGUUCAGGCGUUGGAGUUACUCUAUGCUCUGGGAGGGCUGGACAAAGACUGUCGCCUAACUGAGCCGCUUGGCAUGAGAAUAGCAGAGUUUCCUUUGAAUCCCAUGUUUGCAAAGAUGCUGCUUGAAUCAGGAAAUUUUGGCUGUUCUCAGGAAAUUCUAAGCAUUGCCGCCAUGAUGCAGAUCCAGAAUGUCUUUGUGGUCCCCUCAAACCAGAAGUCUCAGGCUAUUCGAGUGCACCGAAAAUUUGCUGUGGAGGAGGGUGAUCAUCUUACCAUGCUCAAUGUGUAUGAAGCAUUCAUCAAGCACAAUAAGAACUCCCAGUGGUGUCAGGAGCAUUUCCUGAAUUACAAGGGUCUCGUCAGAGCCGUGACAGUGAGGGAGCAAUUGAAAAAGCUUCUUGUCAAGUUUCAAGUGCCCAAGAAAUCCAGUGAAGGUGAUCCAGAUCCGGUUCUGAGAUGCAUUGUUUCCGGAUUUUUUGCAAAUGCCGCGAGGUUUCAUUCUACUGGAGCUUAUAGGACCAUCCGUGACGAUCAUGAAUUGCACAUCCACCCUGCAUCAGUCCUCUACGCAGAGAAGCCGCCCCGCUGGGUUAUCUACAAUGAAGUUAUCCAAACCUCCAAGUAUUACAUGAGAGAUGUGACCGCCAUUGAAUCUGCUUGGUUAUUGGAGCUGGCUCCUCACUUUUAUCAACAAGGAACGCACCUGUCCCUAAAAGCCAAGAGGGCCAAGGUCCAGGACCAGUGAGCAGAGCUGGGCUGCCGCUGCAGGGGCUGCUUGGUGCCCUCUCCUCCACUCUGCCGCCCCCGGCCCCAGGGUUGGGGAGCUGGUGUCGGCUCCUGUGGACCCUUCAUCGGCUUUUAAGUGGGCUGCAGCCCGUUCACAGCCCCUUCCCUCCCCUCAGCAUCUGCAUUCCUCGCUGGGAUCCCAGAGGAGUUUGUGCCUGGGAGGGCAUCCCGCCUCUAGGGGGCUGGAAGGCCCGCGCUCUUUGCUCACCCAGCACCCUCCCUGGCCCAGCGUGCCACUGCCACCAGGCAUGCAGUCCUGGCCCAGCUUUGUGGGGAACGAGGAGGGAAGCAGGCUGCCGCAGGCUGAAGCACCACGUGGAGGCGGGCAGAGGGUUUGCUGGGCUGGCUUUGCUUUCCCUGCUGGGGUCCCGGCUCCAUUGACCACUGAGGUCCGCGUUCAGGUAUGAACAAGCGUGUAUCUGUGAAGGCCUGAGACCCUGGAAACAUGGUGGAUUUCUGUCAGAAUCACCCAGGGGCAUGUCUGGUGGGCACAGGGGCCCCCAAACCAAGCAGCUUCUGUUUGCCCUCUGCCCGUGUCACUAUCUGUCAGCGGUCAGGAGACUUGCGAGGCUUGGCGAUUGACAGAGAGGACCCAUGCGUGCUGUGCUUUGUUAACACAGGGUUUCUCUGCUUCACAAGCGGGCUUAGCUUCCCCUCCGUGCACGGUACCGUGUCCUGAUGCCAUUAGUGAAAGCUCAUCAGCUCAAACCCCAUCCCGGAUCCUCUGUAGCAGAAAUUCACAACAGUUUAGAGGCUCUAAGCUUCUGUAGCUCAGGAACAUAACUUGUACGUUUGCCUUUUGUUUCCUUGGGUUCUUGCGAGAAUGCCAGACAGGGGCAGGGGCUCUUCCAGCAGGCACUGGUGUCAUUGUCCCCCGGGCUGCUUUGCUGUGAUGAUGUUUGCAUUUCAACCCAUGACUGAUACAGAUUGUUUUCCCCUUACUGUUUCAAUGACAUUUAUUUUAAAAACACUUAGCUCGAAAGUUUAUUUUUGUACUGAGGUUAGUUUGGAUGAGCCACUUUUGGCACCAAAUGUGUAUGUCAUUUUUAUUUCUGUUUUAUAAACAUGUAAAUAAUAGUGAUAACUUGUUAAUAAUAGUAAACCUUUAUACUUAAAGUAAAUGUAUUCCCUCCCAUCCAUGGUUCUCGUGGUCUGUAUUU